This is a messenger RNA of Carassius gibelio (silver crucian carp), 1125 nucleotides long. Its product is annotated as heat shock protein beta-7-like. Bases 611 to 913 code for a protein of 100 amino acids. The record is from RefSeq and is a predicted model, not a curated record. The transcript has 3 exons. NCBI's taxonomy places the organism in Eukaryota, Metazoa, Chordata, Actinopteri, Cypriniformes, Cyprinidae. Gene Ontology annotation, cellular component: cytoplasm; nucleus.
AGUACCAGCCAGAGGAAGAUUUUGGUGUUAUUUAGGGGACUGAUUUAUUUUUAUACAGUUAACAUUACCCUUCCAUGACGUACAUGAUAAAAAUUAAAUAAAUGAACGUCCAGUUAUUUAGUUUUGAUUUGACAGCUGUAAUGAGGAUCUGGAAUUUCACGUCUGCUCUUUAGCUGCUGUUUUGUUUAUCUGUAUUUGUUGCUAGGUUGAGUCUCAUACUUUCAGCCGUGAUAAAAAAAAUACAUUUGUAAUAAAUCAAUAGUACGUUUAGUUUUCCAUCAUAAUGUUCAUCAUUUUUUGACUUUUUAAAUAAUAUAAUAUAUAUAAAUAAAUGCAGGGCUGGACAGAAAGAGGAUGUUAUUACCAUACUACAAGACUACAUCUAUUCUCUCUAGUAUACGAUACAUUCUGCACAUAGACAUCAUACUAGCCUCACCCAAAACCUGCCAGUGGUAUAAAAGUAAGCACUGCACUGUUCUAGACAAUUACACAGAGAAACUGAGCAUCAAAAGCUAACCAAAUACAAAGCAGACAGAUUCUUUUUCAGUGAAUUAAAGAGCUGGAUUAGGUGCACUUAUCUUUGUUUCCUUUCAAAGCAAAGAAAUCUACAAUGGCAAGCAGUGAUUCAAAGGGGGAAAUCUGCACUGUUGGAGAUGUGUAUGUAUUCACAGUGAAUGUGAGUGAGUUUGCACCAGAAGAAGUUACCGUAACCUCCACCAAUAAUUCAAUCCAAGUCUGUGCAGAAAAGCUGGCAUCAGAUGGCACAAUUGUGGACACUGUUUGUCAGAAGUGCCAAUUUCCGGCUGAUGUGGAUCCAAUGUCGGUCACAUCUUCCCUAGAGAAAGGUGGCUUUUUGAGUAUUAAAGCCCAAAAACAAUCAGUAAAAGGGUCUGCAGUCAUAGACUCAAUCUAAGAAGUGAAAAAUGAAUGUAUCUAUGAGCGUUUUAGAAACAAUCUGUUUUAUCAUUAUUAUACUUUAAAUGUCAUCCUUUGGAUUUUUAAACAAAAACAAAUGUUAAAAUUUGUAUUUUCUAUUUGAAUAAGGUUUCUGACUUCUAUAUAUUGUCCUAGACUAACUGAGACUUGUCAUGGCACUUGUAUACUGUUGUUCUCUCGUUGGUUUGA